AUGGCUCACCAUUAUUCUAAUAAGGUCAUAGGUUGCUUUCUUUUGUUUUCAUUUUUUGUUUCUUCUUCUUUAACCUUUACCUAUGGCCAAAGUCAUUUUCUCAUUGAUCCAAUAAUUAUUCCCGGUGAUGAUCUCUCAUCAUCAGGAAAUGAUUUUGGUGUUGGUGAUGCUCCAGCUCAAUCACCCGAGCCGUUGAUCGGUGAUUCUCCCGCUCCUUCGCCUGCAAAUUCUGAAAAUGGAACUCUUGACAAAUGUUUUCCUAAUGAGAGGCUAAAACAUUCUUAUGUUGCAUUUCAAGCAUGGAAAAAAGCUAUUUAUUCUGACCCUUUUAACACAACUUCUAAUUGGGUUGGUCCUGAUGUUUGUUCUUAUAAUGGUGUGUUUUGUUCUCCUGCUCUUGAUGAUCCUACAUUGAAUGUUGUUGCUGGUGUUGAUAUUAAUCACGCGGAUAUCGCCGGUCACCUUCCCGAAGAGUUAGGACUAUUGAAUGACACUGCUCUUUUCCAUAUUAACUCAAAUAGAUUCUGUGGUAUUAUUCCUGAAAGCUUUGAGAAUCUAACCCUUAUGUAUGAGUUUGAUAUCAGUAACAACCGCUUCGUCGGUGAAUUUCCAUUAGUGGUGUUAAAAUGGAAAAAUUUGAAGUUUUUGGAUAUUAGAUUCAAUGAUUUUGAAGGAGUUUUACCUCCUGAGCUAUUUGAGAAAGAACUUGAUGCAAUAUUUUUGAACAACAACCGUUUCACAUCACAUAUACCGGAAACACUUGGAAAAUCACCAGCCUCUAUUGUGAGCUUUGCAAACAAUCAUUUUACAGGUUGUAUUCCAAAAUCAAUUGGAAACAUGAAGAACUUGAAUGAGAUUGUUUUCUUAGGAAAUGGUCUUGGUGGUUGUUUUCCACAAGAGAUUGGGUUGUUAGGGGAAGUGAUAGUUUUGGAUGCUAGCAAAAAUGGGUUUGUUGGGACACUACCAAAGUUGGUUGGAUUGAAGAAUGUUGAGGUUAUUGACAUAGGACAUAACAAGUUUAGUGGUUAUGUUUCUAACACUAUUUGUCAACUACCUAGGUUGAGUAACUUUACAUUUUCUUAUAAUUACUUUAAUGGAGAAGCUCAAACAUGUGUUCCUUCAAAUAAUUCUGUUGUGGUUUUGGAUGAUGUUAAAAAUUGUUUACCUGGAAGGAAGAAUCAAAAGACAUCUAAACAAUGUUUGCCUGUUUUGACUAGACCUGUGGAUUGUAGCAAAAGUUGUGAUGGAGGAAAAGGGAAGAGUCAUGGUCCUUCAACACCUAAACCAACUCCUUCAAAUCCAUCGAAGUCUCACCCACCUAAGGUGGAGACACCAAAGGCUCCACCACCACAAAUUCCACCGACACUUCCUCCAGUUGAGGAUAUUCCACCUAUGCUACCACCGGUUGUGGAUAUUCCACCAACACUUCCACCGGUUGAGGAUAUUCCACCUAUGCUACCACCAGUUGAAGAUAUUCCACCAACUGUUUCCCCAGUGUUGUCAUCACCACCACCACCGGCACCGGUUGAGCACAAUCCACCUAUGCUACCACCAGUUGAAGAUAUUCCACCAACUGUUUCUCCAGUGUUGUCAUCACCACCACCACCGGCACCAGUUGAGCACAAUCCACCUAUGCUACCACCGGUUGAAGAUAUUCCACCAACUGUUUCCCCAGUGUUGUCAUCACCACCACCACCGGCACCGGUUGAGCACAAUCCACCUAUGCUACCACCAGUUGAAGAUAUCCCACCAACCGUUUCUCCAGUGUUGUCAUCACCACCACCAUCACCGGUUGAGCACAUUCCUCCUAUGCUACCACCCGUUGAAGAUAUUCCACCAACCGUUGCACCAGUGUCAUCACCACCACCGGUUGAGCACACACCUAUGCUACCACCAGUUGAAGAUAUUCCACCAACUGUUGCACCAGUGUCUUCACCACCACCACCAGUUUUCUCUCCUCCACCACCCUCACCUGCCUACUCCCCUCCUCCGCCAGUUAACUCUCCACCACCACCACCAGUGUACUCCCCUCCACCACCCCCGCCAGUCCAUUCUCCCCCUCCACCAGUUUAUUCUCCACCACCACCAGUUUACUCUCCUCCUCCACCACCACCAGUCAACUCUCCCCCACCACCAGUUCACUCUCCACCCCCACCAGUCCAUUCACCACCACCUCCAGUUCACUCUCCUCCCCCGCCAGUCCAUUCUCCCCCUCCACCAGUUUAUUCUCCACCACCACCAGUUUACUCUCCUCCUCCACCACCACCAGUCAACUCUCCCCCACCACCAGUUCACUCUCCACCCCCACCAGUCCAUUCACCACCACCUCCAGUUCAUUCUCCUCCCCCGCCAGUCCACUCACCACCACCUCCAGUUCACUCUCCACCCCCGCCAGUCCAUUCUCCUCCACCUCCAGUUCACUCUCCUCCCCCACCAGUCCAUUCUCCACCACCUCCAGUUCACUCACCACCCCCACCAGUUCAUUCUCCUCCUCCACCGGUCUAUUCACCACCACCACCAGUACACUCACCUCCUCCCAGAGUCAACUCACCUCCACCACCGGUCAAUUCACCACCACCACCAACAUGGGAUGACAUCACACUACCACCAAACAUUGGAGCUGAAUAUAGGUCACCUCCUCCUCCAACAAUUGCUGGAUACUAA
Vicia faba (fava bean) is the source of this 2664-nucleotide messenger RNA. The record is from the annotation of a GenBank genome assembly. Lineage: Eukaryota; Viridiplantae; Streptophyta; Magnoliopsida; Fabales; Fabaceae.